Arabidopsis lyrata subsp. lyrata is the source of this 1269-nucleotide messenger RNA. RefSeq names its product probable purine permease 13. NCBI's taxonomy places the organism in Eukaryota, Viridiplantae, Streptophyta, Magnoliopsida, Brassicales, Brassicaceae. Gene Ontology annotation, molecular function: purine nucleoside transmembrane transporter activity. The record is from RefSeq and is a predicted model, not a curated record. Gene Ontology annotation, cellular component: membrane.
GUGAAGUAGAAGAAGCAAUGUUACUGCUAAAAGAAGAAGAUGAAGGAAGUAGAAGAACUAGUGUCCCUACUCAACAUAAGCUAAAACGAACCCAGUGGUGGAUUCUUGUCUUCAUAAGUAUUUUCUUCCUCAUCUCUGCUCAAGCCAUUGCUGUUCUUCUUGGUCGGUUUUAUUACAACGAAGGUGGAAACAGUAAAUGGAUCUCUACUCUUGUCCAAACGGGUGGCUUUCCGAUUCUUUAUCUUCCCCUUUGUCUCCUUCCUGCUUCACAAUCUUCUUCAUCUUCUUGUUCUUUCAAGACUCUGGUUUGGAUUUAUCUUUCGCUUGGUUUUGCUAUUGGUUUAGACAAUCUUUUAUACUCUAUUGGGCUUUUGUAUCUCUCUGCUUCGACUUAUUCGAUUCUAUGUGCUUCACAGUUAGCUUUCAAUGGUGUCUUCUCUUAUUACAUCAAUUCUCAGAAAAUCACUUGUUUGAUUCUCUUCUCAGUGUUGUUUCUCUCUAUCUCUGCUGUGUUGGUUUCUCUUGACGAUGAUUCAAAUAGCCCAUCAGGAGAUUCUAAAUGGAGUUACUUGAUUGGUUGUUUCUGUACAGUUUUGGCUUCUCUUAUCUAUUCUCUUCAGCUCUCUCUUAUGCAGUUUUCGUUCGAGAAUGUUCUCAAGAGUGAGACAUUCUCUAUGGUUCUCGAGAUGCAGAUCUAUACGUCACUUGUGGCUUCUUGUGUUGCGGUUAUCGGGUUGUUUGCGAGCGGGGAAUGGAUGUUGUUGAGUGUGGAGAUGGAAGAGUUUCAGGAGGGUCAAGUCAUUUAUGUUUUGACUUUGGUUGGGACAGCGGUUUCGUGGCAAUUGUGUUCUGUAGGAGCCGUGGCGCUUAUAUUUCGGGUGUCGUCGCUGUUUUCGAACCUUAUUGGUACGCUCUCACUCAUUGUAACGCCUCUUGCAGCCAUUGCUGUGUUCCACGACAAGCUGACUGAAGUUAAGAUGGUCGCGAUGCUCAUUGCCUUCACGGGAUUCGCGUUUUAUAUCUACCAGAACUAUCUUGAUGACCUGAACGUACAAAGAGCACGAAAAACCCAGGCCGAACUAUUUUAGUUAGUUGUUUUAUAAACUAUUGUAGAACAAGGUAGCUACAAAUGUUGUAUUCUAUAUAGUGAUCAUAUACAUAAAACUAUUUUAGUUAGUUCAUAAUCUGGUGAUCAUAUACAUAAAACUAAUUGCAUGACCGAUUCAUUACUGAAUCGCAGAAACAUAUUCGGAUAUUCGUAGUAUGCUA